Crotalus tigris (Tiger rattlesnake) is the source of this 5706-nucleotide messenger RNA. RefSeq names its product guanylate cyclase 1 soluble subunit alpha 1 (gene GUCY1A1). The transcript is spliced from 10 exons. Lineage: Eukaryota; Metazoa; Chordata; Lepidosauria; Squamata; Viperidae. The record is from RefSeq and is a predicted model, not a curated record. Gene Ontology annotation, biological process: cGMP biosynthetic process; response to oxygen levels. The coding region runs from base 1243 to 3303 and encodes 686 amino acids. Gene Ontology annotation, molecular function: heme binding; guanylate cyclase activity. Gene Ontology annotation, cellular component: guanylate cyclase complex, soluble.
ACUUCUGACAGUACCAUAUUCAAAAUUAUAAUUUCUCUAUAAUUUAAGUUUUACGGAGCUUCUUAAAUUUUAUAGUAUUGUUUGACAUUCUAUUUAGAACUAAAUACUAAGCAUUUUUUAAAACAACAACAUACUCAGGUAUUUACAAUUAAUCAACAAAAUACUGAACUGCCUUAAUUUCUAUUAAUCAUAUCAAUUCCCCGUUUAUUCAUUUGUAACCUAUUUUUCUGCUUCUCGUGUUUUUCCUCUCUUUUGUUCAUUCCUCUGGGCUCUUUCGCUGGCUCCCCAGCAAUUGUGGGUAAACUAAGCCUGUCCUGGAGAAAAGAGGUUCUAGGAAAACCGACUAAGCCCAAAGGUAUUAAGCUCUUUUCCAUAAUUCUAAUAUUAUGGAUUGGGAGCGCUGUGUAAGAGAUAAAACAUAUCUACAUUUUGUUUUGAGGGCGCAACAGUUCAGAUGAUGCUUGUGCCUUUCAGCAUAAAGAUCUUUACUCCAUCUGGCUACCACUCGAAGGAUCUAACGGGGAUCUUGCAGGGACCCGCUCAUACUGGCGAAUCAGCGACUUUCUCCUCCUCCCCUUUCCUUUUUUGUGCGGCUUUUCCCGCACCCGUUCCCCUUUCCGCCGCUCGAGUUCUAGAUUAGGCGCUUGCUGAUUGGACACACACCCAAACACACACAGAAAAACCGCUGGGGAGAGGCCAGAAGCAGCGACUGACGCCAGCUGUCCAAACGCACGUUUCGAACAUGAGUUAGCUGGGAAAAGGCUGGUCAGCUGCGGAGCGCAACUGCGAUUCCUUCCCCUUGCUGUCCUUCGAAGACCGCGGCUGGGCGGCGGCGGGGAGCAAACAAAGUGAGGAGCGUGGCCGCGGAGAGUGGAAGCGAGCACUGCCCAGACCGACGCUAACUGUCCCUCCGUCGGGAAUGUUUCUCUCCGCCCCCGAGGCGAUAAUUACAGAAGCCAUCUGCAAAGAUUGCAAAUGGUGACAACAUGAACCUGGGAUUCUGCAAUCAUAAAUAUACAUGCCAGUUACCAAGUGCCCAAAUUUUGAUCACAAGACUGUGGGGAUGCUGCAAUGGUCGCUAAUAAAGAUAAAGUUGUUUUGGAAGUUGAUUUUACAGUCAUAAAUAAUUUGCCCCUUGAAUUCCUGCUGUUAGCUCUUUCUUCUGUUGUUGGUUAAUGGAGGGGGCACGUUAAGCACAAAAUAGAGAUAUACACACAAUUUUAUAACAGUGAUCUGUACAGCAUGUUCUGCACAAAACUGAAAGAGCUGAAGAUUACUGGAGAAUGUCCUUUCUCCUUGCUCAACCAAAGUUGCAUUCCAGAUGAAAAUGAGGAAGAAUGUGCUGAGGUGCCCAACAGCUCUAAGACUUCUUUGCCCAUAUGCAGAGAGAAAGUCCCUCAUGGGAACCUUCCACAGAGGAAAAUCAGCAAGAACAGAGUAUUUCUUCAUACUUUAGCUGAGACCAUUUACAAGCUCAUCUCUCCAGAAUAUGAAAAGUUGUGUCUUGCAUUUCAAAGAAGCCUAGCCAAUAAUAACAUAAAAGAAAUCAGACAGUGUGGGGAAAAAGAUUUUGAGAAGCUACUCACUGAUCAUGCAAAUUUGGCUGGAAUUCCAGUCACUGUUAUAAGAGAAUCACUUGGUGAAGAGCUGUUCAAAAUAUGUUAUGAAGAAGAUGAACACAUCCUUGGAGUUGUUGGGGGAAGUCUGAAAGACUUUUUGAACAGUUUCAGUACUCUUCUGAAGCAGAGCUCUCAUUGCCAUGAAGCUGGAAAAAUGGGCAGAGUUGAAGAAGUCUCAAUUUUGUGCUUGGAAAAAGAUCCCAAUUUUUUAAAUGUAUAUUAUUUUUCCCCCCAAAAACCAACCACACUCAUUCUGUCUGGCAUUAUUAAGGCAGCAGCUCUCAUUUUGUAUGACAUGGAGGUGGAAGUAAUGGUAAUGCCACCCAGCUUCUGCAAAGACAGUUCUGAGUUUAUUGAUCAACCUUAUUUAUUAUAUUCUGUGCAUGUCAAAAGCACAAAGCCAUCACUAUCACCCUGUAAACCCCAAUCUUCUCUUGUCAUUCCUACUUCUAUGUUCUGUAAAACGUUUCCUUUCCAUUGCAUGUUUGACAAGGGCAUGGUUAUAUUGCAAUUUGGCAAUGGCAUCAGGAGACUAUUAAACAAAAGAGAAUUUCAAGCAAAGCCACAGUUUCAUGAGUGGUUUGAAAUUUUAGCUCCUAAAAUAAAUUGCACAUUUAGUGGGAUCAUGACAAUGCUGAACAUGCAGUUUAAUAUAAGAGUGAGACAAGGAGACAAAGUUCUUAAAAAGUCAACUGGGGUUAUGGAUCUUAAAGGACAAAUGAUUUACAUUAUUGAAUCUAAUGCCAUUUUGUUCUUGGGAUCUCCUUGUGUGGAUAGACUGGAAGAUUUCACAGGACGUGGCUUAUAUCUUUCAGAUAUUCCAAUUCAUAAUGCACUUAGGGAUGUUGUUUUAAUAGGUGAACAAGCCAGAGCUCAAGAUGGAUUGAAGAAAAGAUUAGGGAAGCUUAAAGUAACUCUUGAACAAGCUCAUCAAGCUCUUGAAGAAGAGAAAAAAAAGACAGUUGAUCUUUUGUGCUCUAUUUUACCUGAGGAGGUUGCUCAGCAGCUAUGGCAAGGACAAGUUGUACAGGCCAAGAAAUUUAAUAAUGUCACAAUGCUUUUUUCUGACAUCGUAGGAUUCACUGCAAUCUGUUCUCAGUGUUCACCCAUGCAGGUUAUCACCAUGCUUAAUGAGCUCUACACUCGCUUUGAUUAUCAGUGUGGAGAAUUGGAUAUCUACAAGGUAGAAACCAUUGGAGAUGCAUAUUGUGUAGCUGGAGGCUUACAUAAAGAAAAUGAGACCCAUGCGAUUCAGAUUGCACUAAUGGCACUUAAAAUGAUGGUUCUGUCCAAUGAAGUGAUGUCACCACAUGGAGAAUCCAUCAAGAUGCGUAUAGGACUACAUUCUGGCUCUGUUUUUGCUGGGGUUGUUGGUGUGAAAAUGCCACGUUACUGUCUAUUUGGAAACAAUGUAACACUUGCCAACAAGUUUGAGUCUUGCAGUAUCCCUAGGAAAAUAAAUGUCAGCCCCACUACCUACAGGUUGAUAAAGGAUCACCCUGGCUUUGUGUUUACUCCUCGCUCAAGACAAGAACUUCCUCCCAACUUUCCAAGUGAUAUACCUGGAAUCUGCUACUUUCUUGACGCUUAUCUUCAGGGGAAAAGUACAAAAGCCUGGUUUCAGAAGAAAGAUGCUGAAGAAGACAAAACAAAUUUCUUGGGGAUAUCAACAGGAGUGGAUUAAAUUGUAUUUUGGAGACAAAACAGUGUGUAUGUAUGUGUGUGUUUGUAAUAUUUCUGAGUUUUGAUUUCCUUUUGUUAAAGAAAUAUAAUAGCACUUUAGCUUAUUAAUCACUUGAAAGCCAGUAUUAAAUUUUAGAUAAAAAGGAUAUUGCAUACUAUGUGGAAUUUUUAUUAUGAUAAUAUAUUAAGUGUGUAAAAAAGAAUAGUUGAAGCAGUAACAAGAUAGAGAUAAUCUGCCUAUGAAGAAUUCUGUCCCUCCAGCAAUGAACGUUGAAGCCAGUUUUUUGAUAAUGUGCUUACACCUCCCCAAAUUUCCCAGUUUUUGGAAUCAGCUUUCACAAGUUUCUCAGCAUUCUACACCUCCAUCUGGGGCUGUGUGAGCAUCAGAGCAUGUACUAUAACUUUUUCUUUUUUUAAGAGAGCAAUUAGGUGUAGUGGUUAAGUUGCUGGCCUAGAAGAUAGGAGACUGAAUUCACCUUAGGCUUGAAAGCCGACUGGGUGACCUUGGGCCGGUCACUGUCUCUCAGCCUAACUCACUCAUGGGAUGGUUGUGGGGAAAAUAGGAGGAAGGAAUAUUAUGUAUGUUUGUCACCUUAGAGUUAUUUAUAAAGUAAUAGGUGGGAUAAAAAUUAAAUAUUACAUACAUAGGUGAUAUACACACGACCGGCCAGAUGAAUGCCACAGCUGUUUAGUAAAUUUUUCUAUUAUUUCAUAAGGAAUUAGAGAGUGCAGCCAUACAUUAUGGUCUAGUUACUGCUAAGGAUGCCAACAAGCUGUUUAGACUAAAACAUAAACACAGCCCCCAAAGUCAUAGUUUAUGGGAUUUGUAGUCCAGAAUAUCUGGAUACCUGCCUGUUGAAAUCCAAUUCUUGCUCUCUUUUUUUCCCUGAACAUCCUUUUUAUGGUUGACUUCCUUGGCAAUUUUCUUGUUAUGUAUAAAUUAACUUUGAUGACACUGUGCUUCCUGUUUCUAGUCAGUUAAACAAUAUUUGCACCUGUGGACUAAAUUCAGAAUUGCCUCUGGUUCAUUCUAUGUCUAGUCUUUUAAUGCACAACUCUUAAUAUUAUUUACAAUUUAUAUCUUUCCAUGAAAAUAGUAUAUGUUUUAUCCAGUUUAUGUGAAGGCCAUUAAAAUUACUCACUAUUGCAAUAUUGCAAUAUUUGCUCCUUAACAACAAUAAGAGUGCUUUGGUCAGAUGGUAAUAUCAAAGAUUAUGGAAAUACUAAGAGGUAAUCAUUUAGAUGACAAUUUUAUUUGCACCUAUCUAGAUAAAUGCCAAUGAAUUCAGUAGGACUUUUGAGUAAACAUACAUAGGAUUAUUAUUUCCCUAUUUGUAUGGAGUUGGCAAUUUUUAGAACUAUUAUACACAAGAUGCCACUCACUGCUAUCACUGUAUAUAAAUUAAUAUAUGUAAUAUAUUGUAUAAUCAAAUCUAAAAUUUGUAUUCAAACAGCAUUUUAAGUUUGUGAAGUACACAUUUUAUAGGAAGCACAUUCUGUAUAUACCCUGUUCUGUAUAAUAGCAAUAAAUGUUUUCUCAAGUAAUUUUAACUGUUUAGAUUAAAUAAUUUUUGCUUAACAGUAUUAACAUAGCAAUAUGGGAAAAUAUGAAAUGAAUCAAAUAUAUGUAUAUAGAGACUUUGAAUAUAUUAUGGUAAUGUUUGAGCUCAAUAAAAAGAAUUACACAGAAAGGAUGUACAGAACUUUGAUAGCACAAAAAUUGAUAUACUUUAUUUGCCAGUUGUGCUUAAUAAUAAAAUUAAUAUCAUAGGGCAACAUUUAAUUUAAUUCAAUCCUUAUGUUUUUCAGUCCUGAGUAGAUCCUCUACUAUUCUUUUUUUAACAAAGAGAACUUAACAUUACUCUUAUAGUUCCUAAUAUUUCUGAAUAACUAGACAUGCUUACUUCAACUCACUAGUGCCAGUAUGCUUAUUAAUUAGGGCUCAUUUUUGUUCCAUGUCAUACCUCGGAGAUAGCUAUGCUAACACCAUAAUCUGAAAAGAAAUAGGUAGGGAAAUUGAAAACCAAUUUCAUUUCAUUUACAAUUUAUAUUAAAAUGAAAUAUAGUACUAUCAAGUUUGGAAACAAUGUUUCUAGGUCUCUGGAGGCCACACAGGGCUUCUGAUGACACCACAGACUUCAGGCUGUGCAACAUACCUAUUAUGGGUAGAGAAACACAAGUAACUUUUUCAUUGCAACAUUCUGGUCUUUCAUGUAUAGAUGAUUUUCAGAAAUGAGAAGAAAUCAAUGAUAGCACAUGGUAAAAAAAGAAUAGUAUUUUUAAUGAUGUGGCGAAUUAGAUAUUAUUUUAGAUCAUAUUGUAUAAUGCAUUUCAUAAAUUUGUGACCAAUGGGACAUGAAUUUUUCCAUUUGUAUUUGUAUCCCAUUAUAUUUGUAUUGUUUCA